ACCAACAAUGUACCCUGAUCCUCUCUCCUCUCUCGAUUUCCUUUGGUCCUCUUCCCUCACCUUCCACUCUCUCUCCUCUGCAAUCCCCAUUUCAUUCAUCUCUCUACCCAUUUUCUCUCUCUUAGGGUUUUGCAAUCACCUCCGGCGUGCUCCUCGAUUCGGCGUUCGUGUUCCACGGAUCCACCUUCUCCGACUCGGUAUUUGGCUUUAUGGUUGGUUGCAUGGGCUAAGUCUUGAAGGUUCUCAGUGUCACCAGCAUUAUGAAUGGUGCUUGAAAUUCCCUCUGAAGGAGUAACUAUCAAUCUGGUAGUGGUGAAAGCUGAGAAGAUUGGGUGCUGGGAGAACUUUGAAACAAUCCUGGACUCUCUGUUUCUCAACAUUGUCCCGAGUAGGUUGUUGGUUUGAGAAUCAUCAUAUGGUUAUUUUGGGGCCGGCAGGAGUUUCCACACAUCAGUUUGAAAUCUGUGCUUCGUACUUCCAGUUGCUGAGGAGUGAGGGUUUAUGUACUAGAGGAUUUUCUGGUAUCCAUGCUGACAGAGAGCAUGCGUGGAAUUUGUGCUUUGGGUAAUGCCCCAUUUGAAAGAAGUUGGUGAUGCACUAGGUGUGUUGACAAUUUGUCUUGUUGCUCUCUUGGUUCUACUUGGUUUAUUUUGCAUCCUGUAUUUGGUCUACUUCCACGCACGGAUCCGCGGUCAAGGCUAUAACCAACUUGGUUAUUUUAGUGGUCCUUGGAUUAUACGAAUCACAUUUAUACUUUUUGCAAUCUGGUGGGGUAUUGGAGAGGUUCUUAGGUUGAGUCUGUUGAGACGUGACGGACGAUUGUUAAAUGCUCUUAGUUGGAAAUGGCAGGAAACUGUUUGCAAAUGCUACAUUGUUUCGAAUCUGGGGUUUGCGGAACCCUGUCUCUUCCUCAUUGUUGUGUUUCUUCUUCGUGCAUCCUUACAAAAGUCGGUGACCCUGAAUCGGAAAUGGAAUGGCAAAACAGCAGCUUAUGUUCUUCUCUUUUGCAUCCCAGUGUUUGUUCUUCAGCUUAUAGUCAUUUCAAUUGGACCAAAAUUUAACAAGGAGAGUGACGUGCACAAAUUGCCACAUUACUUUACGAGAGCUGCCUCACCUAAAACAAAGGAUGAUGGUGAUAUUGCCCUCUGCACUUACCCUUUACUGAGUACCAUAUGCCUUGGUCUUUUUGCUACCAUUUUGACUUGCUAUUUGUUCUGGCUUGGGCGAAGAAUCCUGCAUUUGGUCAUCAAUAAGGGUUUGCAAAAGAGAGUAUACACAUUAAUCCUUUCCGUUUCAGGUUUUUUACCAUUAAGGGUUGUAUUGCUUGGUUUAUCUGUUCUGUGUACACCAGGAGGAUUAGUCUAUGAAAUUCUUGCUUUCUUGGGGUUUCUUUCCCUUUUAUGUUGUGCGGGGGUUGGCAUAUGCACACUUGUGUACUUUCCUGUUGCCGAUUCUUUAGCUUUGAGGAAACUACAGAGAGAUAUAGAGGCUAGGCAAAGGGUGAGUGAUGAUCAACAUAACGACACCAUUUCUCUAAUUGCUAACCAAAGCCUUCCUGGAGGAAGUAUUGCAACUAGUCCCGGCAGAAACUCAGCAGCUUCAACAAAGCGAGGAUCAAUUUCUUUUCGGACAAUGGAUAAAGAUGACACUUCCGGGGCCUUUGUGGAGCUCAGCCUCUUCUCUCCAAGUCAGCAUUCGAGCCCUCCCGACUCACCUCAACUUCUUGGCUGGCCAAUGCUCCCACCUGCAAAAAGAGUUCCUGUUUCCUGAUAGCUGCAGAGUUAAAAAGAAGAGUCUUGGUGAACCCCAUUUUUGUGGUGAAGAAACUCUGUAAAGAUUUUUAGCUUUUAUAAUAAGUACUGCUCUUUUUUAGUUUUCACUUUUUAAAAAUGUUAUGAUGAUUUGACUGCUGUCCACCUUAUUUUUUUGGUGGAAUUCUUGAUCUAUGAGCUGCUGUAUCUUUUAUGUUUU
Ipomoea nil (Japanese morning glory) is the source of this 1971-nucleotide messenger RNA. RefSeq lists its product as uncharacterized. Lineage: Eukaryota; Viridiplantae; Streptophyta; Magnoliopsida; Solanales; Convolvulaceae. The record is from RefSeq and is a predicted model, not a curated record. Bases 568 to 1770 code for a protein of 400 amino acids. The transcript has 2 exons.